GUUCAAUAAUGGAUGUAAGCUUAUCUUCAUCAGGGUGGUGUUUGUCUACAUUAAGGAGAGUUAUGAGUGACCUCGAUCUCUAUUCUGAUGGUAGAGCUAUUGGAGCUGAUCAACUAGAAGCUUACCAGGUACAACUUGAGCUUGUUCACAGAGAAUUAGCUGGUUUCGAGCUUUUCGGAGAAGAUGUUACUGAUUCACUGAGGUGUGUAAGGGGAGCUAUAUCAGAGCUACAACUGGCCCAGGAUGAGGACAACCACAGAACAGGUUAUCAAGCAUCAGCUGUACAUACAGGCUCAAAUGGAAGACCAAGAUUCCACAUACCUCGAAAUCAGUUAGCGACGCUUCUAGAAACACUAUUUACUGUGCCUCAAAUUGCUGGGAUACUUGGAGUUUCAACUAGAACUGUUCAACGCAGAAUGACUGACUAUUCUUUAAGUAUAACAAGUCUCUAUUCAGACCUUAAUGAUGAUCAACUAGACAGAGUUGUGGAAGGCAUUGUAUCAGAAUUUCCAAUGUGUGGAAAUCGUCAGAUGCAAGGUCACCUACUGGCACGUGGAAUAAGGGUUCAACAGCAUCGUAUCGGGGAGGCUCAGAGACGUGUCGACCCUGCUGGGACAGUAAUGCGUAGGCUGAGGACCAUACAACGUCGUGAAUAUCAUGUGAAUGGCCCACUAGCGCUAUGGCACAUAGAUGGCAACCACAAAUUGAUCAGGUGGAGGCUAGUUAUUCACGGGGAGUUGACGGUUAUAGUCGAACUGUCGUUUUCCUCCAAUGCUCAGACAACAACAAAGCCGAUACGGUGUUCCGCAGCUUUUCAACAGCUGUUCAGAGCUAUGGUUUGCCUAGUCGAAUUCGCUCAGAUCGAGGUGGGGAAAAUGUGUUAGUAGCAAAUUACAUGUUGCAACAUCCCGAACGAGGUCCUAGAAGAGGGUCAUUUAUAACGGGAAGAAGUGUACACAAUUCUAGGAUCGAGCGCCUUUGGCGGGAUGUUUUUCGAGGCUGUACGUGUUUGUUCUACAAUCUGUUCUAUCACUU
Molecule: messenger RNA, 1035 nt
Organism: Halichondria panicea
Lineage: Eukaryota; Metazoa; Porifera; Demospongiae; Suberitida; Halichondriidae
Exons: 2
Coding region: 9-884 (291 amino acids)
Source: RefSeq, a predicted model, not a curated record